Molecule: messenger RNA, 2463 nt
Organism: Zophobas morio
Lineage: Eukaryota; Metazoa; Arthropoda; Insecta; Coleoptera; Tenebrionidae
Gene: Ubi-p63E
Product: polyubiquitin-C
Exons: 2
Coding region: 112-2397 (761 amino acids)
Biological process (GO): protein ubiquitination; modification-dependent protein catabolic process
Cellular component (GO): nucleus; cytoplasm
Molecular function (GO): RNA binding; ubiquitin protein ligase binding; protein tag activity
Source: RefSeq, a predicted model, not a curated record
GAGACGUUCUUAUAAAAGCGUUGUCGCAGCUGGUUUCGCCAUAUUGUCUGACACAAAGCAAGUUGAAAUAACAAGUGAAUUAAAAGUGCGUGCAUUAAAGGCGUUUUAAAGAUGCAGAUCUUCGUGAAAACUUUGACUGGUAAAACCAUUACCUUGGAAGUUGAGCCUUCUGAUACCAUCGAGAACGUCAAGGCGAAAAUCCAGGAUAAGGAAGGUAUUCCCCCAGACCAGCAGCGUUUGAUCUUCGCUGGCAAACAACUCGAGGACGGACGCACCUUGUCCGAUUAUAACAUCCAGAAGGAGUCCACUUUGCAUUUGGUUUUGAGAUUGAGAGGCGGUAUGCAGAUCUUCGUCAAGACUCUGACUGGCAAGACCAUCACUCUUGAAGUCGAACCAUCUGACACUAUCGAAAACGUAAAAGCCAAGAUCCAAGACAAGGAAGGUAUCCCCCCAGAUCAACAACGUCUUAUCUUCGCCGGUAAACAACUAGAAGACGGCCGUACUCUUUCUGAUUACAACAUCCAGAAGGAGUCCACCCUUCAUUUGGUAUUGCGUCUCAGAGGUGGAAUGCAGAUUUUCGUCAAGACUUUGACUGGCAAAACUAUCACAUUGGAGGUAGAGCCGUCUGACACUAUUGAAAAUGUGAAGGCCAAAAUUCAGGAUAAGGAAGGUAUUCCCCCAGAUCAGCAGAGAUUGAUUUUUGCCGGAAAACAGCUAGAAGAUGGACGUACUCUCUCUGAUUACAACAUUCAGAAAGAGUCUACUCUUCAUUUGGUUUUGCGACUUCGAGGAGGUAUGCAAAUUUUCGUGAAAACUUUGACUGGCAAGACCAUUACUCUUGAAGUUGAACCCUCUGACACUAUCGAAAACGUAAAGGCCAAGAUCCAAGAUAAAGAAGGCAUUCCUCCAGAUCAACAACGUCUCAUUUUCGCUGGCAAACAACUAGAAGACGGACGCACCCUUUCUGACUACAAUAUCCAAAAGGAGUCGACUCUUCAUUUGGUGUUGCGUCUGAGAGGUGGAAUGCAAAUUUUCGUCAAAACUUUGACUGGUAAGACCAUUACAUUGGAAGUGGAGCCGUCGGAUACCAUCGAAAACGUCAAAGCCAAAAUUCAGGACAAGGAAGGCAUUCCUCCAGACCAGCAAAGGUUGAUUUUUGCAGGAAAACAGCUAGAAGACGGCCGCACUUUGUCAGAUUACAACAUACAAAAAGAAUCAACUUUGCACUUGGUUUUGAGACUUCGAGGUGGUAUGCAAAUUUUCGUUAAAACAUUGACUGGCAAGACUAUUACCCUUGAAGUUGAACCCUCUGACACAAUUGAAAACGUUAAGGCAAAAAUUCAAGAUAAAGAAGGAAUCCCCCCAGAUCAGCAGCGUCUCAUUUUCGCUGGCAAACAGUUAGAAGACGGCAGAACUCUUUCUGACUAUAAUAUUCAAAAAGAGUCGACUCUUCAUUUGGUACUACGUUUGAGAGGCGGUAUGCAAAUUUUCGUAAAGACUUUGACCGGCAAAACGAUUACGUUGGAAGUAGAGCCAUCUGAUACUAUUGAAAAUGUGAAAGCCAAAAUUCAAGACAAAGAAGGCAUUCCUCCAGAUCAACAAAGAUUGAUCUUCGCCGGUAAACAAUUGGAAGAUGGUAGGACCCUGUCAGAUUACAAUAUCCAGAAGGAAUCGACUCUCCACUUGGUUUUGCGUCUCCGUGGUGGUAUGCAAAUCUUCGUCAAGACUCUAACUGGAAAAACUAUCACUUUGGAAGUAGAACCGUCUGACACUAUUGAAAACGUAAAAGCCAAAAUACAAGACAAAGAGGGCAUUCCUCCAGAUCAACAAAGAUUAAUCUUCGCCGGGAAGCAGUUGGAAGAUGGUAGGACCUUGUCAGACUACAAUAUCCAGAAGGAAUCGACUCUCCACUUGGUUUUGCGUCUACGCGGUGGUAUGCAAAUCUUCGUCAAGACUCUCACUGGAAAGACUAUCACCUUGGAAGUCGAACCCUCUGACACUAUCGAAAACGUUAAAGCUAAGAUCCAAGACAAGGAAGGCAUCCCCCCAGAUCAGCAACGUCUCAUCUUCGCUGGUAAACAACUGGAAGAUGGGCGCACCCUGUCUGAUUAUAACAUCCAGAAAGAAUCCACCCUUCAUUUAGUAUUGCGACUCAGAGGUGGAAUGCAAAUUUUCGUCAAGACUUUGACUGGCAAGACUAUCACACUGGAAGUAGAGCCAUCUGACACUAUUGAAAACGUGAAAGCCAAAAUUCAGGAUAAAGAAGGCAUUCCUCCAGAUCAGCAAAGAUUGAUUUUUGCGGGCAAACAGCUAGAAGAUGGCCGUACCCUCUCCGAUUAUAAUAUUCAGAAAGAGUCUACCUUACAUUUAGUUUUGCGUCUUCGCGGAGGGCAGUAAUAUUUUUCAAUUUUUUACUUUUUGUUAUUAAAAUUAUGAAUAGAUAAUAAAGAAUUUGAAGACUUA